CUUAUCAAAUUACAGAUUUUUUCAACUGUCUGACUUAGGAUAUCAAGAAUGGCAAAAUCAGAAUCGAAUUCUUGUACGACAUAGAUCAGAUACAUCUUAUGAUCGUGAUCGCCCAUCCUUUUCAAAGAACAUUCAAACAAAAGACUUCAAGAAAUGUAGAGAGUUAGAACCUUUAACAUUAGAAUAUCGGUCAAUGUACCAAUUUGUACCUCAGCAAUCUCACUUACAAAAUAAUUUAUCACAUAGAGACCAAUCCAAUAUUGGUGAAAUGCCAGCAGAUAACAUUGAUGCACAGCAGUCUGGUGAUUCUCGAGAUUCUCAUGGACUUUUAACAUUAUCUCAUGAACCAAAUUCUUCAAGUCAGUUGCACUCUACUGAUCAAUCUGCAAUUAGUCCAGCUUCAUACAGAUUAGAAGAGUUGCAACAGUCAUUGUUAGCAAUGUCUGCUCCAUCCUAUCCACCUCCACAGCCACCACAACCAUAUGCUCAGAGUACUCCAAAUCAGUGUGUUAAUGAUGGUGGAGGAAAUGUUCCUGUUUGGUCUCCAUCUUUUGUUUGUAGUAGUCCUUCUUCAAGUCCAACGAGAAAUGGAGACCGUCCAUUAACUCCAGCCUUUCCAUUGCAACCACUUACCCCAUAUAUCAAUCGAGAAUCACCACCAGUUCCUCCAAGAAACCAGCCACAACCAUCUCGACAUUCACUUCCUCAUCAGCUUUCUCUACUUCCAUCUGAUCGUCUUGGUUUACUCAAGAGAUGGUUUUCUAGUUCUGGUCUUAAUUUUCACAGGAAAGAACAUCAUAGUCCUUCUUCUGACAAUAUUCCUCAGUGGCAGCAACCUACUUAUAAUAUAAAUGGCCAAAGUUCUCCUACUGUUUACUGUGGACAGUCUCAUAGAUCUAGUAUGGUUUCAUUAGCAGGUAUUAAUUUUUUAAUCAAUAAAAACAUAUAAAUAACCAUUAAAGAAUAUGGAUUUAAGCUUAUGUAAUAGGUCAUACUUAUUUUUAUUUUUUAACUUUUCAAGGAAAAGUAUCUUACAAUAAACUUAAUGUAGAGUUUGCGCACGAUGUAUUUUACAUUAUAAACAUGUCCAUUAUAACUUUAUGCAUUAUAUACCAGUGUGGUUUUUGCGUUGUUGUUGCUUUUAUCUUUUGUCACUGCGAGUGGAAGAAACGAACGAGAUGAGAUCAUAACAAAAACUAACUAACAAAAACUUUUAUGGUCCUUGUCGCGUACUUGGUACAGCACAUAUCUCGACAACACGGCUAACAAAGACAACUGGUUUUCGACGGUCUUUGUGGGGUGAGUUCGAAUUUAUUCCAGGAAGUGAUGACUCAUACACCCGGGGGUAAUUGCUUGUAUUUUACAACCGUUAAGGAUACAGAUGUGAAGGGCGGCAUUUGCCACAGAGUAUCCCCCCAGUGAGGGAUGAGCGAUAGAAUUGAUGUCGAAUGAGUCGCUUAACGUUACAUUAUGGUGACUAGUCUUUUAGGAAAAUGAACAUGAUGGCCUGAUCUAGUCGUAAUGGUUUGAUCUUCUCUAGAGGUAGUUUCCAGUUUUUUAUUGUUUGCUGUUGCUGAUGACAGUGGUGUCUGCGAUGGACUUGACUGGAUGGUUUUGAUAAUAGAUUCCUGGGGUGAUUCGUCCUGUUAGAUAUACGCUGGUUUUACUCUGUCAAUGGAGAUGGUUGAUUUGCAACCUUGGAUGUCAAUUACUAGUGUUUUGUCGUGUUUUUCUAGCACUUUGUAUGGGCCUGAGUAAGGCUGGCGGAGAGGAGAUCGAUUUGCGUUGAAUCUUAAGAAAACAUGUGUACAUUCCUUUAGCUCUGGAUGAGUGAAAAUUUUCUGUAUGGAAUGAGCGGAAGUUGCUAACGGUUUCAGAUUGGCCAUGUGGGUUUUUAGUUGACUGACAAAUAAUUUGCAAGGAACUCAUGGAGUGUUGGGGCUAAUGAUGUCAGCUGGUAAUUUUAAUGGGGUACCAUAUAACAGUUCAGCUGCUGUUGUGCCUAUAUCGGCUUUAAUUGCUGAACAAAUUCCCAGGAGGACUACCGGAAGGGCGUCUGUCCAUUUGGAGGAUUCGUGUGACAUUAGCAAUACCUUAAGGUGUCUAUGUAAUCGUUCUAUUAAACCGUUUGAUCGGGAUUGGUAUGCUGCUGAAUGGAUGUGAUUGGUGCUGAGAAGUCUGGUCAGUUCUUGGAAUAGGUUUGAUUCAAACUGACGUCCUUGAUCAGUGGUGAUGGUAGUAGGGCAUCCAAAUCUUGCGAUCCAACCUGAGAAAAAGCUUGGCAUACCGUCUCAGCAGAUAUGUCGACAAUUGGGAUGACCUCUGGCCAUCUGGUAAAACAGUUGAUCACUGUAAGGCAGUAAUGUUUCCAUCAGCUGGAGGAAGUGGUCCUAUCAGGUCCAUGUGAAGAUGGAAAAAUCUUGCUUCCGGAAGUGUAAACUUCCCUAUUGGUGUCCAGGCGCGGCGAUGAAUUUUCGAUUUCUGGCAGGGAAUACAAUGCAAGGAAUGUGCCCACUGACGGAUGUCCUUCCGCAUGCCCGGCCAAACAUAAUGGCUUGAAAUUAGCUUAGUGGUUGCUGUUGCUCCUGGAUGAGAAAGUCCUUGUAGGUGAUCGAAUAUGAUUCGUCGGAAAUUAUGCGGCACGAAGGGGCGAGGUUUUCC
Centruroides sculpturatus (bark scorpion) is the source of this 2661-nucleotide messenger RNA. RefSeq lists its product as uncharacterized. The record is from RefSeq and is a predicted model, not a curated record. The transcript is spliced from 7 exons. Bases 194 to 949 code for a protein of 251 amino acids. NCBI's taxonomy places the organism in Eukaryota, Metazoa, Arthropoda, Arachnida, Scorpiones, Buthidae.